Zasmidium cellare ATCC 36951 is the source of this 1473-nucleotide messenger RNA. RefSeq lists its product as uncharacterized. The transcript has 2 exons. The coding region runs from base 1 to 1473 and encodes 490 amino acids. NCBI's taxonomy places the organism in Eukaryota, Fungi, Ascomycota, Dothideomycetes, Mycosphaerellales, Mycosphaerellaceae. Gene Ontology annotation, molecular function: aldehyde dehydrogenase (NAD+) activity. The record is from RefSeq and is a predicted model, not a curated record.
AUGUCGUCGUUCUCUUUCAGCAAGGACAAUCUUCCCAAGCAACUGAUCAUCAACAACGAAUAUGUCUCCUCACGAAGUGGCAAGACGCUCACGGUCUACAACCCAAAGAAUGGAGAGUUGGUAGCAGACGAUGUGCCUUUGGCAGGGGAGAAAGAUGUGGAUGAAGCUGUAGCUGCAGCGGAAAAGGCCUUUCCUGCUUGGAAAGCCACACCACCUAGCAAGAGGAGGGACAUGUUGAACAAGUUGGCGGACCUGAUCGACGAGCAUGGCAAAGCGUUGGGUGAGCUGACGAGGAUAACACUCGGGGCGCCUUGGGGCAGUUUUGGCUUGUUCGAGAUCAGCCUCUGUGCCGAGACACUGCGCUACAACGCCGGAUGGACUGACAAGUUUGCCGGCGAGUCGUACCCUCAAGAAGACGGCUUUAUCAAGAUCGUCCGCAACGAACCCCUGGGUGUCACAGCCGGCAUUAUUCCCUGGAAUGGCCCAAUUGGUAACGUGGGGCUCAAGGCUGGACCUGCAUUAGCGACUGGCAACUGCUUCAUUCUGAAGCCAUCCGAAAAGACACCUUUCGCCGCACUGGCACUCUUGCCCUUGAUCAAAGAGGCCGGGUUUCCGCCUGGUGUGUUCCAGGUGCUAUCAGGAGAUGGUUCGACAGGAGCGCUGCUUGCGAGUCACAUGAGAGUCCGGAAGGUCUCAUUCACCGGCUCAAUACCAACAGGCAAGAAGAUACAAGAGAUGGCUUCCAAGUCGAAUCUCAAGCGAGUGACACUGGAACUGGGAGGUAAAUCUCCUGCAGUAGUUUUUGACGACUGUAAUCUCGAAAAUGCUGUGACCUGGACCGUCAACGCCAUUACGGGCCAUUCCGGGCAAGUCUGCUUCGCCGCUUCGCGAGUGUAUGUCCAAGAAGGCAUAUACGACAAGUUCAUUGAGAAGUACAAGACUCAGUUCGUCGAAAGGACGAAGGCCUUGGGCGACCCCGACUCAGAGUCAACUUUGCUUGGUCCUCUCGUCGACGAAGCCCAGUUCAAACGAGUCACCGGAUUCAUUGAGAGAGGCAAAGAGCAAGGCUCGGGCACUCUCUUGACCGGUGGUGCACGAAUAGGAAACAGCGGCUACUUCGUCGAGCCAACGAUCUUCACCAAGGUCAAGGAAGACUCUGAGAUACACAAAGACGAAAUCUUUGGUCCCGUGUCAGUCGUCAGAACAUUUCAAACUGAGGAAGAGGUCCUGGAGAUGAGCAACAACAGCGAAUAUGGCCUCAUGGCUGGCGUGUUCACUCAGGAUAUCAACAAGGCCAUGCGCGUGGCGAGCGCCUUUGACUCUGGAAUGGUCGGCGUAAAUUGCAUCAGCUUGAUGAUGACGCAGGCACCAUUCGGAGGCUCAAAGCAGAGUGGUGUUGGAAGGGAGAGUGGUAUUCAUGCACUGAGAGCAUUCACCGAUCCCAAAACGAUCAUGGUCAACAUGACAUACUAG